Messenger RNA from Hibiscus syriacus, 725 nucleotides. RefSeq lists its product as uncharacterized. The coding region runs from base 114 to 725 and encodes 203 amino acids. Lineage: Eukaryota; Viridiplantae; Streptophyta; Magnoliopsida; Malvales; Malvaceae. The transcript is spliced from 2 exons. Gene Ontology annotation, biological process: chloroplast fission. The record is from RefSeq and is a predicted model, not a curated record.
ACACAAAAAUGACAGAAUAAAGUGCAAAUGGUGGGACUUUAAAAAGUUAGUAUAAUUCCGGAAGGAACAGUAGUGUUCUGAAUAUUGGGGAAUGUGUUUUCCUUUUUCCACCAAUGGAGUUGAAUCACAAGAAACUGCAGACUCUCAUCCAAGAAAUUGAAAACAGUAUCAUCUUCUGCAGGCAUUGUUCAAAGCAGAUUCCAUUUGAGGAAAGGAAGGGGUUGAUUGCCAUCAGGAAUUCAGUGAAGGAUGUUGACAACACCCUUUUGCAUUUCCAGAAAUUGCAGGCUCGGCAGCUGACAGAGAGGCAUUCGGUCCUCAGUCGAUUGGAACAAAGCAGAAUAUUUCUCAUAAAACAAGUAACACAGUAUGAAGGAAGACCCCUGGAUGUGGCUAAAGAGUUGAGUGCUUGUUUCAACAAUAUGGAAGAAACUGUGAAGAAAAAUGAAGGUCAAAGCACGAGGAGAGGGCUUUCAGGUUUUCUCUUUUGCUGGUUUACAGUGUUAUUCAAGCCCUGGAAGUGGAAAAAUAUUGUUGGAAUUACAGUCAAAUUGAUUCUUAUUUCAUCUACAAUUCGUUUUUAUCAUUCCAAGGAAAAUUCUUUUAGUAAUUCACAGAGAAGAUUGCUUGUUUCGGCUAUGUAUUCAAAAGAAAAAGCAGAAACGUUGGAUAGUUUAUUGACUAUCUCAAAGAUGCCUCUGGAUGUUUUUUGUGGCAGAGGAUGA